GACCUGGCGCGCGCGCCCGCCCUGGGCGGCAGCUUCGCGGGGCUCGAGCCCAUGGGGCUGCUCUGGGCCCUGGAGCCCGAAAAGCCUUUCUGGCGUUUUCUGAAGCGAGACGUGCAGACGCCCUUCGCCGUGGAGCUGGAGGUGCUGGACGGCCACGGGCCCGAGGCUGGGCGGCUGCUGGGCCGGGCGGUGCAAGAGCGCGACUUUUUGCCGCCCGGGGUGCAGCGGGAGCCGGUGCGCGCGGGCCCGGUGCGCGCCACGCUCUUCCUGCCGCCAGGACCUGGACCCUUCCCAGGGAUCAUUGACAUCUUUGGUCUUGGAGGGGGCCUGUUGGAGUAUCGAGCCAGCCUUCUGGCUGGCCAUGGUUUUGCCACAUUGGCUCUAGCUUAUUAUGACUUUGAGGAUCUCCCCAAGGAACUGGACAGCAUACAUCUGGAGUACUUUGAAGAAGCCUUAUGCUACAUGCUUCAGCACCCCCAGGUAAAGGGCCCAGGUAUUGGGCUUUUGGGCAUUUCUCUAGGGGCUGAUAUUUGUCUCUCAAUGGCCUCAUUCUUGAACAAUGUCUCAGCCACAGUUUCCAUCAAUGGAUCUGCGUUCAGUGGAAACAGAGGCAUAUACUAUAAGCAGACCAGCAUCCCACCAUUGGGCUAUGACCUGAAGAGAACCAAAGUAGCUUUCCCAGGCCUCCUGGACAUUGUGGAUGUACGGAAUGACGUGAUUGGGGGUUGUGAGAACCCCAGCAUGAUUCCAAUAGAGAAAGCCCAGGGGCCCAUCCUCUUCAUUGUUGGUCAGGAUGACCACAACUGGAGGAGUGAGUUAUAUGCCCAGGUAGCUUCUGAACGGCUACAGGCCCAUGGAAAGGAGAAACCCAAGAUCAUCUGUUAUCCUGGGACUGGGCAUUACAUUGAGCCUCCUUACUUCCCCAUGUGCCCAGCUUCCUCUCAUAUAUUACUGCACAAACCUGUGGUCUGGGGUGGGGAGCCCAGGCCUCAUUCUAGGGCCCAGGUAGAUGCUUGGAAUCAAAUUAUAUCCUUCUUCUGCAGACAUCUGGGAGGUACCCAGAAGAGUGCUUUCCCCAAAUUAUAAUGCAUUUGACUGUUGUUGACAUGAGAGAUUCAAGGUCCGAUUCUAAUCUUCAGUAAUCCUGUGUGAAUCAGAUAUGUCAUUGGACGACAUUCAAUUUACAUCUUUGCCAUU
Molecule: messenger RNA, 1197 nt
Organism: Otolemur garnettii (small-eared galago)
Lineage: Eukaryota; Metazoa; Chordata; Mammalia; Primates; Galagidae
Product: acyl-coenzyme A thioesterase 4
Exons: 3
Coding region: 52-1086 (344 amino acids)
Biological process (GO): acyl-CoA metabolic process; fatty acid metabolic process
Cellular component (GO): peroxisome
Molecular function (GO): fatty acyl-CoA hydrolase activity
Source: RefSeq, a predicted model, not a curated record